Molecule: messenger RNA, 729 nt
Organism: Rotaria sp. Silwood1
Lineage: Eukaryota; Metazoa; Rotifera; Eurotatoria; Philodinida; Philodinidae
Source: the annotation of a GenBank genome assembly
AUGCUUCGAUUCACUAACGUCGAUCAUAGGCCAACAAGGCUUCCGCCUGUCUAUGGAUAUCAUACUCAUCCGCUACUUCCACUUCGACAAGCUCUUGAUCCUAUUAUCUCUCAAACAAACCAAUUAGAAAAAUUUAUUAAAAUUGCAAAGACUGAAUGCCAUUUUCCUUCAGAACAUGGACUCAGUCGUGAAGAAUCAGCAUCAAUUUACCUAUACACAAUGGAUUGGGGUGAACAAAGUCUCUAUCGAGUACUCAACGCAGUGCUUCGUGAGAAAGAUCGAUCAAUAUUAGUACCAUGGUAUGGGUAUCUCAAAAUACUUGACACUGCAUUGGCAAAGCUACCAAGUUUUCAAAUCAAUUUAUGGCGUGGUAUCAAUCAUGACGUUACUAAAAACUACAAAGAAAAUGAUAUAUUUACCUGGUGGUGCUUUAGUUCAUGUUCAUCUGCGGUAAAAGUUGUCAAGCAAUUUCUCGGAUCUGUAUCAACAUUGUUCAUGAUCGAAGCGAAGAAUGGAAAAGCUAUAUCAGCAUAUAGUAAUUUUACAGAAGAAAAUGAAGUUCUUCUUCCUUUGGGUACUCGACUUCGUGUUGUUAGUGACGCACUAGAUCAUACGUCAUUGAAUGUGAUACACUUGCAGGAAUUGAUGGAUGAAAGUGAUCCAGAAUUAGCAUCAUCCUUGGGGAAUAUGAGUGUCACUACUGCACCGAAGCUUUCGGCGAGUGAGUAG